AUGAGGACACGGAGAAUGUUGGGUCUUCUCAAUAAAGAGACUGCCCUGGUCGAAGCUAUGACAUGCCUCGAAUUGGAACGCUACUUGCAGACAGAGCCCAGGAGGAUCUCAGAGACUUUUGGUGAGGACUUGGACUGCUUCCUUCAUGCCACUCCUCACCCAAGCAUUGAGGAAAGCUUCCGGCGCCUGGAUCCCCUCCUGCUCCCCAUGGAAGCCUCCCCAUGUGAGAAAAGCUCUGCAGUGGACAUUCUGCUCUCCCGGGACAAGUUGCUAUCUGAGACCUGCCUCAGCCUGCAGCCACCCAGUUCCUCCUUAGAUAGCUACACAGCGGUCAACCAGGCCCAACUCAAUGCAGUGACCUCAUUAACGCCCCCCUCCUCCCCUGAGCUCAGCCGCCAUUUGGUCAAAACCUCACAGACUCUCUCAGCUGUAGAUGGCACAGUGACAUUGAAACUGGUGGCCAAGAAGGCUGCACUCAGCUCAGUAAAGGUGGGAGGGGUGGCAGCCGCAGCGGCAGUGGCAUCAGCUGGGGCCAUAAAGAGUGGACAGAGUGACAGUGAACAAGGAGGAAUUGGGGCUGACGCAUCCCCUGAAAACAAGAAGAGGGUUCACCGUUGUCAGUUUAACGGGUGCCGGAAGGUUUAUACAAAAAGCUCCCACUUAAAGGCCCACCAGAGGACUCACACAGGUGAGAAGCCUUAUAAGUGUUCAUGGGAAGGGUGUGAGUGGCGUUUUGCACGAAGUGACGAGCUUACGAGGCACUACAGGAAACACACAGGUGCAAAGCCCUUUAAAUGCAACCACUGCGACAGGUGUUUUUCCAGGUCUGACCACCUUGCCCUCCAUAUGAAGAGACAUAUCUAAAUAACCUAAUGACCAGAGGAGCUCCAUGGCACCGGCUGUUGUCUAAAGGAAGACUCUUUAGACAGAGGGCUGGAAUUUGGUCAGAACUUGCUGCCUUGCGGAAGAGAGAGAGAGAGAGAGAAAGAGAGAGAGAG
Messenger RNA from Gracilinanus agilis (Agile Gracile Mouse Opossum), 998 nucleotides. RefSeq names its product Kruppel like factor 7 (gene KLF7). Gene Ontology annotation, biological process: regulation of transcription by RNA polymerase II. Bases 1 to 864 code for a protein of 287 amino acids. Gene Ontology annotation, molecular function: RNA polymerase II cis-regulatory region sequence-specific DNA binding; DNA-binding transcription factor activity, RNA polymerase II-specific. The transcript has 4 exons. The record is from RefSeq and is a predicted model, not a curated record. Lineage: Eukaryota; Metazoa; Chordata; Mammalia; Didelphimorphia; Didelphidae.